AUGAAAGAACUAGCCACCAUGAAGUACGCGAUACCAAUCCUUUUGAUUUCCCUACUCAGUUUGAGUGAAUCCAAAACACUGCAUAGAAAUGCUUAUGGAAAAGAUUCCACAUUAGAUUCUUCUCAGUGUUCUUCAAAGAAGAAUUUAGUUAACCUAGCUACCAUAUUUUUGGCCCAGUUUGUCGAAAAAGCCACUUAUGAAGAAGUCAGUAAAAUGGUAACUGAUGUAUUGACGGUAAUUAAGAAACCCACUGACAGUGAGCAGCCUGAGGGGUGUUUAGAAAGCCCGCUGUUUGCCUUUAUGGAUGAAAUUUGCCACGAGGAGGAAAUUUCUGAAAAGUCUGGGCUUUCAGACUGCUGCAAGCAAAGUGGAGAGGAAAGACAUAAAUGUUUUCUGGCGCACAAAAGGGCUGCUCCAGCGUCCAUUACACCCUUCCCGGGUCCAGACCCCAAGAGGAUUUGCCAAGCAUAUGAAGAAAACAAAGAGACGUUCAUAAACAGGUACAUCUAUGACGUCUCCAGAAGUCACCCCUUCCUGUACUCUCCUACUGUUCUUUCUUCAGCUGCUCGUUAUGCCAAAAUAAUGCCCCUGUGCUGCAAAGCCGAAAACGCAGCCGAAUGCUUUCAAACAAAGACUGCAUCCAUUAACAAAGAAUUAAGAGAAAGCAGCUUGUUAAAUCAGCACAUAUGUGCAGUCAUGAAGCAUGACGGGCCCCAAACCCUCCAAGAAAUCAUUACUAUUAAGCUGAGUCAAAAAUUUCCCAAAGCAAAUUUUACUGAAAUUCAGAAAUUGGUCCUGGAUGUGGCUCACAUACACGGGGAAUGUUGCAGAGGAGACGUGUUGGAGUGUCUGCAGGAUGGGGAAAAAAUUAUGUCAUAUUUAUGUUCCCAAGAAGAUAUUCUAUCAAACAAAAUAGCAGAGUGCUGCAAGUUACCCGUGCUUGAACUUGGUCAUUGCAUAAUUCAUGCAGAAAACGAUGACAAGCCUGAAGAUCUAUCUUCAAAUCUAAACAGAUUUUUAGGAGAUAGAGAUUUCAGCCAAUUUUCUUCAGAGGAGAAAAACAUGUUUUUGGCAAGCUUUCUUCAUGAAUAUUCACGAAGACAUACCAAUCUUCCUGUUCCAGUAAUUCUAAGAGUUGCUACAGGAUACAAGGAAGUGGUAGAGAAGUGUUUCCAGACUGAAAACCCUCUUGAAUGUCAGGACAAGGGAGAAGAAGAAUUGCAGAAAUACGUACAGGAGACUCAAGCAUUGGCGAAACAAAGCUGUGGCCUCUUCCAGAAACUAGGAGACUAUUACUUUCAAAAUGAGAUCCUCAUUUCGUACACGAGGAAAGCCCCUCAGCUGAGCUCAGCUGAGCUGAUCGACCUCACCAGGAAGAUGGUGGCCAUAGCAGCCAUGUGCUGCCCACUCCCUGAGGACAAGCGGUUGGCCUGUGGCGAGGGGGCAGCUGACCUCAUUAUUGGACAGUUAUGUAUCAGACACGCAGCAACUCCCCUGAACCCUGGUGUUGGCAGAUGCUGUGAUUCUGCAUAUGCGAACAGGAGGCCCUGCUUCUCCAGCCUGACAGUGGAUGACACUUACGUUCCUCCACCAUUCUCGGAUGACAAAUUCAUCUUCCACAAGGAUCUGUGCCAAGCUCAGGGCAGAGCACUGCAAACAAUGAAGCAAGAGCUUCUCAUUAGCCUUGUGAGGCAAAAGCCCCAAAUGACAGAGGAGCAGCACGAAGCCGUCACUGCAGAUUUCUCGGGCCUUCUGGAGAAGUGUUGCCGAGGCCAGGAGCAGGAAGUCUGCUUCGCAGAAGAGGGUCCAAAACUGAUUUCAAAAACUCGUGCUGCUUUGGGAGUUUAA
Messenger RNA from Dipodomys ordii (Ord's kangaroo rat), 1848 nucleotides. RefSeq names its product alpha-fetoprotein (gene Afp). The transcript has 14 exons. Gene Ontology annotation, biological process: transport. Gene Ontology annotation, cellular component: cytoplasm; blood microparticle. Bases 1 to 1848 code for a protein of 615 amino acids. Lineage: Eukaryota; Metazoa; Chordata; Mammalia; Rodentia; Heteromyidae. Gene Ontology annotation, molecular function: fatty acid binding; zinc ion binding. The record is from RefSeq and is a predicted model, not a curated record.